AUGCUCCGAACAAUUUUUGGAAAGAAAGACCCGGAAGACGCGCAAACCGAGUCGACCACAAUGGCCUCUUCCAUCACCAUCUCUGAUUUCAAGGACGCGUUGAGCAGGUAUCCGGUGGUGCUCAAGGCACGAAAUGCAAACGCUAGACCAGAUGCAAUUCCCAUCGAGGAGCUCGACAGGUACCGCUAUGUCGAAGCCCCGGCUCGGUUUUCCAAGAAUACUGGCGCAACCAUGAAAUUGGAAGACGUUCAGAAGCUUCUCCAGUGGAAGCUACGUCAUGGUACCUUCCGACCCUCUCUUACUCAGCAAGUUGCUUCCAACUCCGAUGAGAAGGUAGAGGAAGCUACCAAAGAUGCAUUUUCCCACUAUGCUAGCAAUCCCGACGACAUCAAGAGUGUCAUUGAGAAAUUGAACGCGCCUCUCAAGGGAAUCGGUCCUGCUACGGCAUCUUUGCUCCUUGCAGUCCAUGAUCCCGACAAUGUGGUUUUCUUCAGCGACGAGCUCUAUAGGUGGCUUGUUGCUGAUGGCAAGAGCGUUCAACCAAAGUAUAAAAUUGCCGAAUUCGAGGAGCUCUUCUCUAAGGCCAAAGCUCUGAAAACCAGGCUCAAUGUCAGCCCCAUUGACAUUGAGAAGGCCGCCUUUGUCCUCAUCAAGGAGAAUGAACCUGUUGCAGAAAAGAAGGUACCUAGCGGUAGGGGAAGGGGCCGACCAAAGCUGCCUGAGGAUCAAAAGAAGCCGAAGAAGGAGGUCGUUCCUGGCCGUGGCCGUGGCAGACCUCCUAAGGACGGUGUGGCCGCAAAGCCUAAAGUUGUUACUUCUGGAGGCAAGAGGGGACGACCUGCUAAAGCUGCCAAGACUGAGGAGGUGGACGCCGAAGAGGGAGCCAGGACUCCUGCUUCAGAUAAGAAGCGUAAGGCGAAUGAUGAUGGAAAUGAUAGCACUCCCAAGAAGCGCGGAAGGAAGCCGAAGGCUUGA
Molecule: messenger RNA, 975 nt
Organism: Lachnellula hyalina
Lineage: Eukaryota; Fungi; Ascomycota; Leotiomycetes; Helotiales; Lachnaceae
Exons: 3
Coding region: 1-975 (324 amino acids)
Molecular function (GO): DNA binding
Source: RefSeq, a predicted model, not a curated record